ACACACACACACACACACACACACACACACACACACACACACACACACACACACACACACACACACACACACACACACUCUUUACCCUGAAGGCCUUUUUUUUCAGGAUUCAACCAACGACACAAAAACACUCGUGUCUGUGUGAACGUGUGUUUUGAUAUGUGUAAGUGUGUGUGUAUUGUGUGUGUGUGUGUGUGUGUGUUUGUUGGGGGGGUCUAUUUUAAGGGUGAAAUGAGGUUGAGUCACUAAGCCCCGCCCCCUGGGUUAGACUUCUGCUUUGACUUGUCUGAGGUUCAGCGGUUUAACGGACAGAGAGCGAGAGACGGCGCGAACACACAGACCGUGAGUAUCUGAGCGCCUCCUGAACACACACACACACACACACACACACACACACUUUAUCAAUUAUACCUCCUUUAAUUGACAGUUUAUUGAUUGAUGCUCACAGACGUACUGUCGCUUUAAGAACUCCGGAGUUUGAAUGAUCGUUUUUUAUGACUCCAGCUGAUAUCGUCAUUGAUCAGGUCAGACACUUGAUUAGCUGCUGAUCAUUCGAUCAUUAGCUGUUUAUCAUCUUACCUCUCUUCUCUCAUCACAUGAUCUACACUCGUUUACUUCAGCCUGGACCCCUCUCUCAAACACUGAGUACUGCAGUACUGUAAAUACUCGGACCGAUCAAAGCUCGAUCCUUCCUCGCCUUCGUCAUCGUCAUCAUCACACGCUUCGAUAACCUUUCUCUGUCAGACAUGAGGAGGUCAGAUCACACCGUCAUUGGCUGGAGACCAUGUGAUUCUCCUAAACAGAGAACAUCUCAAGUUAAGGACAUCAUCACCGAAGAAGAUACCGAAGUUCAAAUCAAACAGACUCUCGAACCGUCAGAGCGUGUCAGAGCGUGUCAGAGCGUGUCAGAGCGUGUCAGAGCGUGUCAGAGCGCCGAGUCUGAGAGCGCUCUAACGUGAAGCUCCGACCUUCACCUGCGCUCUAACACACGUGUGUCUCUGUGUUUCUUCAAGGUCAUUAUCUACGUGAACAAAGACUCUGAUCACAUGACCACCAUGGAUGACAUCAUGACCACUUUCUCCUCCACGGAUGACAUCAUGACCACUUUCCCCACAGAGGUAAUAAACCCCGCCCACAAACAGAUCAACAACGUUUACAACACUAAGAGUUGUAGCCAAUCAGUAAUCAAUAAUAAGUCAAUUAUCAGAAACCAGUUAUCAAUAAUCAAUAAUCAGUUAACAAUUCAAAGUUGUCAGUGAUCAGUCAAAGGUUAUUAGUGAUCAAUUAUCAGUAACUGUCAUAGGUCAUCAGGUCAAAGGUCAGUGGUUAUCAGUUUUAAGACAAGAUUCAUUUUCUAUUUAGCUCCUUGUAAUAACUAAUCAAUGAUCAGUAAUCAAUGAUCAGCAGUCAUUUACAAGUAACCAGUAGAAAGUUACCAGUGCUAUGAUAUCAAUAAUCUGUUAUCAGUGACCAAGUAUUGAUUAUGAGUUAUGAGUAAAGAACAAUCAGUCAACUGUUCAAGUUAAAGGUAAUCAAUUAUCACAAGUCACUUAUUAGUGAUUGAUUAUCAUUAGUCAGGUAUUACUAAUCACUUAUCGGUUAUCAAUAGUCUGUUGGUAAUAAUGAUCUCUAAGGGAUCAAUCAUUCUCUUACAGCAAACAGUUCACUGUCUUAUAUAAACAUGUUUAUAUGUGUAUUUAUGUGUUUAUCUGUAUUUAUACAUAAACAUUAAAAACAUAUAAACACACAAAUAUGAAGGUAAUAAAAGGUGAUCACACUCAGGUAGAAGAAAUACAUUUUAGCAGCUAGUUAUUGAUAAGUGAUCAGUUAUAGGUAAUCAGCUACCAGAUAUUAAUACUUUUAUUACAGUAGUGGAGGUGUGUUCAGGUGUUCUCAGGUGUUCUCAGGUGUGUUCAGGUGUUCUCAGGUGUUCUCAGGUGUUCUCAGGUGUGUUCAGGUGUGUUCAGGUGUGUUCAGGUGUUCUCAGGAGUGUUCAGGUGUUCUCAGGUGUGUUCAGGUGUUCUCAGGUGUGUUCAGGUGUGUUCAGGUGUGUUCAGGUGUUCUCAGGUGUGUUCAGGUGUUCUCAGGUGUGUUCAGGUGUUCUCAGGUGUUCUCAGGUGUGUUCAGGUGUUCUCAGGUGUUCUCAGGAGUGUUCAGGUGUGUUCAGGUGUUCUCAGGUGUGUUCAGGUGUUCUCAGGUGUUCUCAGGAGUUCUCAGGUGUGUUCAGGUGUUCUCAGGUGUUCUCAGGUGUUCUCAGGUGUGUUCAGGUGUUCUCAGGUGUGUUCAGGUGUGUUCAGGUGUGUUCAGGUGUGUUCAGGUGUUCUCAGGUGUGUUCAGGUGUGUUCAGGUGUGUUCAGGUGUUCUCAGGUGUGUUCAGGUGUUCUCAGUAACUGUCAUAGGUCAUCAGGUCAAAGGUCAGUGGUUAUCAGUUUUAAGACAAGAUCCAUUUUCUAUUUAGCUCCUUGUAAUAACUAAUCAAUGAUCAGUAAUCAAUGAUCAGCAGUCAUUUACAAGUAACCAGUAGAAAGUUACCAGUGCUAUGAUAUCAAUAAUCUGUUAUCAGUGACCAAGUAUUGAUUAUGAGUUAUGAGUAAAGAACAAUCAGUCAACUGUUCAAGUUAAAGGUAAUCAGGUGUUCUCAGAUGUGUUCAGGUGUUCUCAGGUGUUCUCAGGAGUGUUCAGGUGUUCUCUGGUGUUCUCAGGUGUGUUCAGGUGUUCUCAGGUGUGUUCAGGUGUUCUCAGGUGUUCUCAGGUGUGUUCAGGUGUUCUCAGGUGUUCUCAGGUGUGUUCAGGUGUUCUCAGGUGUUCUCAGGUGUGUUCAGGUGUUCUCAGGUGUGUUCAGGUGUUCUCAGGUGUUCUCAGGUGUGUUCAGGUGUUCUCAGGUGUUCUCAGGUGUGUUCAGGUGUGUUCAGGUGUUCUCAGGUGUGUUCAGGUGUUCUCAGGUGUUCUCAGGAGUGUUCAGGUGUGUUCAGGUGUUCUCAGGUGUGUUCAGGUGUUCUCAGGUGUUCUCAGGUGUUCUCAGGUGUUCUCAGGUGUGUUCAGGUGUGUUCAGGUGUGUUCAUGUGUGUUCAGGUGUUCUCAGAUGUUCUCAGGUGUUCUCAGGUGUGUUCAGGUGUUUUCAGGUGUGUUCAUGUGUGUUCAGGUGUUCUCAGAUGUUCUCAGGUGUUCUCAGGUGUGUUCAGGUGUUUUCAGGUGUGUUCAUGUGUGUUCAGGUGUUCUCAGGUGUGUUCAUGUGUGUUCAGGUGUUCUCAGAUGUUCUCAGGUGUUCUCAGGUGUGUUCAGGUGUUCUCAGGUGUGUUCAGGUGUUCUCAGGUGUUCUCAGGUGUGUUCAGGUGUGUUCAGGUGUUCUCAGGUGUUCUCAGGUGUUCUCAGGUGUGUUCAGGUGUUUUCAGGUGUGUUCAGGUGUGUUCUCAGGUGUUCUCAGGUGUGUUCAGGUGUUCUCAGGUGUUCUCAGGUGUUCUCAGGAGUGUUCAGGUGUUCUCAGGUGUGUUCAGGUGUUCUCAGAUGUUCUCAGGUGUUCUCAGGUGUGUUCAGAUGUUCUCAGAUGUUCUCAGAUGUUCUCAGGAGUGUUCAGGUGUUCUCAGGUGUGUUCAGGUGUUCUCAGGUGUGCUCAGGUGUGUUCAGGUGUGUUCAGGUGUUCUCAGGUGUGUUCAGGUGUUCUCAGGUGUUCUCAGGUGUUCUCAGGUGUUCUCAGGUGUUCUCAGGUGUUCUCAGGUGUUCUCAGGUGUUCUCAGGUGUUCUCAGGUGUGUUCAGGUGUUCUCAGGUGUUCUCAGGUGUGUUCAGGUGUGUUCAGGUGUUCUCAGGUGUGUUCAGGUGUUCUCAGGUAAUGCUCAGGUGUGUUGUCUUGUGUUCCAGGACCCUUCCUCCGACACUGAAAACUACGACUACAUCUUCAAUCAGAUGUGUGACCGUGGGUCGGUGCGUUUGUUCAGGAGACACUUUGAGCCGCCGUUCUUCCUGAUGAUCACUCUGGUGGGCGGAGCCGGGAACCUGGCGGUGGUCUGGAUCUAUAUGUACGUCCGGGGGCGGCUGAAGACCAUGACAGAUGUGUACCUGCUGAACCUGGCGGUGGCUGACCUGCUGUUCCUGGUUUCGCUGCCUCUGUGGGCGGCUGAGGCGUUGAAUGGCUGGACCUUCAGCCUGGCGCUCUGUAAGCUAAACUCCGCCCUCUACAAGGUCAACCUGUUCAGCAGUAUGCUUCUGCUCACCUGCAUCAGCAUCGACCGCUACGUGGUCAUCGUUCAGUCAACCAAAGCGCACAAUUCGCAGGCAGAGCGCCGCCGCUGCAGCCUGCUGGUGUGUAUGGGGGUGUGGCUUUUGGCGGUCCUGCUCGCAGUACCUGACCUGGUGUACGCCCACACCACGGAGGUGGACUCGCUGCUGUACUGCAGGAACGUGUUCCCGCCUCACCUGGGCAGGAGCACCAAGAUCCUGCUGCUGUCGCUGCAGGUGAGCAUGGGCUUCUGCCUGCCCUUCAUCGUCAUGGCCUUCUGCUACAGCGUCAUCUUCAUCAAGCUGCUCAAGACCAGGAACUUCCAGAAGCACAAGGCCAUGCGCGUCAUCCUGGCGGUGGUGGUGGUGUUUGUGGUGUCACAGCUGCCCCACAACGGCGUGCUGGUGAUGGAGGCGGCGCAGGCCAACAACACCACAAUCGAAUGUGAUGAGAUGAAGCACCUGGAUAAGGUGGGACAGGUGCUCAAAUGUCUGGCCUACCUGCACGCCUGCCUCAACCCCUUCCUCUACGUCUUUGUCGGAGUGCGUUUCCGCCGCGACGUCCUGCAGCUGCUGCAGUGCUUCUGCUGCGGUCGCCGUCCGACCGCCAAGAGUCUGUCAAGUAAGAAGUGCAGGAGCCCACUGAGCUCCACCCGAGUGAGCGUCAUGUCCGACAGCGACACCUCCCAGGCGCUGUCACUGUAAAGACUGUAGUGACAACUUCCUGUUUUAGCUGCCUUACCUGUGAUGAUGUCAUCACACCUGAAACCGUUUUCAUUGGUUCAUGACGGACGCUGCAGGCUCAGGUGUUUGUCUGAGUUUUUAUUUCCAGGUGGACGAUCAAACUUCACCCACGACAACAAACCACAAACACACCACCUGGAACCGUUCAGGCCUUGAAUGUUUCAAUGAUUUCCAGGACUUUCUCAGGAUAUUUCAGGACCUGCCUGUAGAUUAAUGUGAAGCUCGUUUUAGCUGCUCUUAUUGGACACAGUCAGAUCAUGUGACCUCUCUGUUUCCUACGGUUUUCAUUUGCUGCCAAAGUUGUUGUAGUUUAUCUUCCUGUCAGCUGUGUGUUUGUGAACAUGGACAUACAGGUGUGCUGCUAACACAUGCUAACUGAUGCUAGCACAUGCUAGCUGAUGCUAACACAUGCUAGCUGAUGCUAACACAAGCUAGCAGGGUUUUCUUUGAGGACAUGUGUCUGAUGGAGCACAGAGACCUCGCUUGAAUAUAAAAAUAAGAAAUGUGUGUUUAUAGAGAGUCCUUGUUUUGAUAUCAAAAUAAGACUGAAUGUAAAUGUUUCUGCUUCAAUAAGUGUGUUUAAAUAUAUAUAUAUGUGUGUGUGUGUGUGUGUGUGUGUGUUAAUAAAGCUUAUUGAUGACAUGGACGAGUGUGAGUGUGUGUUGUUCAGAGUGUGUGUGUGUGUGUAUAAAGUUCAGAGUGUGUGUGUGUGUUCAGAGUGUGUGUGUUCAGAGUGUGUGUGUGUGUUCAGAGUGUGUGUGUGUGUGUGUUCAGAGUGUGUGUGUGUGUGUGUGUGUGUGUUAAGAGUGUGUGUGUGUGUGUGUG
Messenger RNA from Xyrichtys novacula (pearly razorfish), 5782 nucleotides. Lineage: Eukaryota; Metazoa; Chordata; Actinopteri; Labriformes; Labridae. The record is from the annotation of a GenBank genome assembly.